AUGAAAGAGUUACGGUUUUUAAACGUGUUCAAUUACCUGUUCGUUGCACCAACCUAUCUUACGGUGGACGCAACAACAAGACACUACAUCUACCAUCGCAGAAACAAUGUCUUGAACACCGUCGUUCUUACAACCGCGUUUACGGUGUUUGUCUCAGCCGGAAUAUUUGUCGCCUUAAACGAAUACUUUUCACUGACCUCGUCCGUGAUAGGCUCAGUAACAAUUAUCUUAUACACUACACGUAUCCUGGUCAUGGCCCCGCUCAUUUUCUGGACACUGGUGUGUAAUCGGCUUCUACUCGAAGUGUUCAACCGUGCACUAGUAAUCGAAAGAGCCAUCCAACAACUUCGUCCGUAUGGAUCUAGCACAUUCAAUCUCGGUGGGUUACGUGCACUCCUGAUGGAGGUCACUAUAACGCUGGCAACGCUCGGUAUCGAAUGGGGGUCAAAUUGCUACUUCCUGUGGAAAGAUGAAACCAUUGAGUUCGCAACUGAACUAGACGAGUUUAAGCGGCAAAUCGCGUCCACGACUAGUUUUUUUCAUAUCCUUUACGUUUUGGAUGCCCUCGUGAAGUGCUCUUCAAACGCAUAUACUAUAUUUUUUAUGAUUGAUAAUGGCAUACGCUUGGAGAUGAUAACCUCUGACAUCAUGAAGCUGAUAUUGGACGGAUCAUUGUUCUUCUUGUAUACCUACCGGUACAAUUUCAUCAACCAAAAGUCUAACAGCGACGGUUAG
Messenger RNA from Anopheles aquasalis, 735 nucleotides. RefSeq lists its product as uncharacterized. The record is from RefSeq and is a predicted model, not a curated record. NCBI's taxonomy places the organism in Eukaryota, Metazoa, Arthropoda, Insecta, Diptera, Culicidae.